Molecule: messenger RNA, 1110 nt
Organism: Ipomoea nil (Japanese morning glory)
Lineage: Eukaryota; Viridiplantae; Streptophyta; Magnoliopsida; Solanales; Convolvulaceae
Exons: 1
Coding region: 1-1110 (369 amino acids)
Molecular function (GO): catalytic activity
Source: RefSeq, a predicted model, not a curated record
AUGAACGUCUUAGCUUGGAAUUGCCAAGGGGCGGCGUCCAGAACGUUUCGCCGCACCCUCAAACUUUUCUUACAAGAUUUUAAACCCAGCAUAUUGUGUCUAUUGGAACCAAAAGUUUUUGGUGACCAUGCUAACGAAAUUUGCUUUGAUCUCUCUUUUGAUCAUUGGAUAAGAGUUGAAGCUUAUGGCUUUUCAGGUGGAAUAUGGGUUUUUUGGAAAAAUGAGAUUCAAGUUAGGAUCUCUAGAACCCAUCCCCAAUUCGUCCUACUAGAAAUUAUGGAAGAUAACACAACACCGUGGAAUCUUUCCUUCGUAUAUGGUAGUCCUGACCAUGCCCUCAGAAGACACCUCUUUGAGGACUUGUCUCAGGAGGGCCUUAAUUUCCAUGGUCCUUGGUUAAUAGCAGGGGACUAUAAUUCAGUUCUCUCAGUAGAUGAAGUGUCCGGCAGUACUAAUUUUUCGUCUUCCAGAUGUGCAGGUUUUAGGAAUUGGAUCUUUGAGGAAGGACUAAUAAAUGUCGGAUUUGAGGGCCCUCAGUUCACAUGGUGUAGAGGACUAAGCUUAACAUCUUUUAAAGCAGCUAGGCUAGAUCGUGCUCUGUGCAAUUCGGAGUGGAGAAUGCGCUUCCUGGAUGCAAGUGUACUACAUUUGCCCAUGGUCGGAUCGGACCAUGCACCUCUCCUUAUAAGAACAAAGGAAAGUCAGAAGUGUGCUGGGCUGAGAAACUUCAAGUAUAAUGUAGCUUGGUCCACUCACCCCGAUUUCUCGAAAUUCAUUAAAGAAAAUUGGAAUGCUGAUUAUGAUCUGGAUCAUGCUAAGGAGGAACUAGCAAGGAAACUGCAAGAUUGGAAUCAUAGCUCUUUCGAGAACAUUUUCCAAAGGAAACGAAGGGUACUAGCCAGGAUUAAAGGGGUCCAAAGGGCAAUCGAAAUUCGUCCAAGGUCGGACCUAAUAAAAUUGAGCAAGAAGCUGCAAAAAGAGUUAGAAAAAAUUUUGAGCCAAGAAGAGCUCUACUGGUUCCAGAGCUCACGAGAGGAGUGGAUAGCAACGGGGGACAGGAACACGAGGUUCUAUCAUGCCUCGACAGCUGCCAAAAAAACCACAUUCUAA